Leptidea sinapis is the source of this 6099-nucleotide messenger RNA. It is a transcript of the gene tn, whose product is annotated as RING finger protein nhl-1. The transcript is spliced from 10 exons. Bases 266 to 3943 code for a protein of 1225 amino acids. The record is from RefSeq and is a predicted model, not a curated record. Gene Ontology annotation, biological process: negative regulation of translation; proteasome-mediated ubiquitin-dependent protein catabolic process; protein polyubiquitination. Gene Ontology annotation, molecular function: protein binding; zinc ion binding; ubiquitin protein ligase activity. NCBI's taxonomy places the organism in Eukaryota, Metazoa, Arthropoda, Insecta, Lepidoptera, Pieridae.
GUUUCAUCUUUUUUUAGAGUGCGCGUGAACACUCACAGACUCUUAGUAUUAGAGUGCUAUCGCGUUUAGUGAGUGAACACAAUGUAAUAUACUUGCGGUUUUAGUGAUUUUGUGUUAGUAUUAAUCAAAAUGAGAAGAAAAUUGCAGAAGAUCCUGCAAUAAUCUUCAAGGAGGUAGUAAGGAAGACGAAGUGCGGGCCCGCCCACAAGACGGGCCCGCCACUGACAAUACGACUUCAUAAAAAUUCAUAAAUUGGACAUAGAAAAUGGAGUCGUUCGAGUCACUGCUGACGUGUUGUGUCUGCUUGGAUCGGUUUCGAAAUCCAAAGCUUCUACCAUGUCAGCACAGCUAUUGUAUGGAACCGUGCAUGGAUGGAUUAGUCGACUACGUUAGACGACAGGUGAAAUGUCCGGAAUGCCGUGCCGAGCAUCGUAUCCCAUACCAGGGAGUCCAAGGCUUUCCUACAAAUGUUACCCUGCAAAGAUUCUUAGAACUACAUGCUCAAAUAGCUGGGGAGCUUCCAGAUCCAACUGCAGGGCAAGUUAUGGAACGCUGCAAUGUAUGCUCUGAAAAAGCAUACUGCGCUCUUUGUGCUCACUGUGAAAAGAAAGUUUGUGAGGAAUGUAAAUCAGCUCAUAUGGAAGUCCUUCGUAGGGAAAUAACGAGAAUAAAUAACCAAAUCCGACGUGGUGUUCAUAGACUACAAGAUAUUCUUGGCGUAGUUGAACGUAACACUGCUAAUUUGCAAAGUAAUUGCAGUGCAGUUGCAGGAGAAGUAGAUGAAAUACACAAAAGAUUGGCAAAAGCACUAAAAGAUCGCACCGAUUUUUUGCGAAAUGAAGUUGACCGUUACUUAGCAACGGAGUUAAGAAAUUUAACCCACCUUAAAGAUAACUUAGAAUUAGAACUAAGCAAUAUUCAAAGUAACUGCGAUCUCGCUGAUAAAUAUAUGAAUGAUGAUGUUGAUUGGGAUGAUACAGAGUUAGUUGACACCAAAGAGAUAUUCCUCAAAACUGUUGAAUUUUUGAGGAAUUACGACUAUGAAGGUGGUGAUUAUAAUCGUAGAAUAAGAUUUAUUAUGACUCAUGAUCCAAAUCAACUAGUUAUGCACGUAGCUAGUUAUGGCGAGUUAAAUAUCAGCCAACCAAGUGCUUAUUCAACCAGCUUACAACCUUCACAAGGAUUAACCAGAUCCAAAAGCGACCAUCGAUUGGCAACUCAAUUCCGUCAGCAAGAAGAAAGUAAAAAUUACUAUGAUAAUGAUGAACCCAUUUUAGGUGGUCGCAAAUUUGGUGAAAAGCGUCCACCACCUGUAGAAAGACCUACUAGAGACUAUGGUGCUACAGAUGACUAUAGUGGGUAUGAGUCAGAACACAGACCAUCACGUAGGUUCAGAUCUAGAUUUGUUAGAAGUCAUCAACAAGAUAAUGAUUCUGAUACAGAACCUGCCACCAGAACUGUAAAGUCAGAGCAAAAAGAAAAAGAAAAAGUUACGGAUACUGAAGAUGCUACUCGAGGACCACUCAGUGGAAUUUUCAGACUCAAUGACUGCCCUCGUGUUAUGCAAAGGAUACUUGAUGUAGAAAGCGGUAAGAAGAAAGAGAAAAAAGAACAACCUCCUCCACCAAAACCUGCUCAAUCAACUCCUCAACCACAACGCCGACCACCAGCACCAACAAGGCAACAGAGUGAAGAUGAUGAAAUUACCCGACUAAAAAGGCAAAAUAAAGGUGCAGCCACUUCGCAAGAACCCGAAAGAACUGCUCAACGCGCUGUCGAUGAAGAGAGAACUUCAAUUACACGUAAACCUCCAACACCAGCCCGGGAGGCAUCCAGUGACGGAGAAUCAGAUGAAUCUGUUACCACACGUCAGCGAAAUCUGCGUAAGGUUACAGCACCAGCACCUAAGCCUGCAGCAGUAACACGACGACCGUCUGCUUCAGAAACGCCUACAGCUCAUCGACUUCCAGCCCGAGGAGCAAGCACAGAAUCGAGCGCAUCUACGGAAAGCUCCGGCUCGGCGGUAAAACAUACAGGUGCGAUAUUGUCAAUCGCAGAAUUAAAAGCAAAAUAUAACAGUGAUGGACUUCCACCAAAACCAAGCAAUCAUUUUUUGUCCACAGGAAGUGAAAGACCUACUCCAGCAACGACCAAUGGAACUAGUGGGGCACAACGUGUACAAAGCAGAUUCAUAGGAUCUCAACGACCAACACCUGCUCCAGCGCCCGCCGAGCCGGCUCAUGAAGACUCAGACACAAGCUCUGAAGAGGAAACUGAUUCAUCAGAAGAAAGUGAAGAAGAAACAACAACACAAAGAAAGCCCGAGAGUCAAGGAAUGGCACGAAGUGAUAUUGGUCCACUAUUAGCACGUAGCACUAAUGCACGAAAUGAUGCUCAAGACAAUAAGGCAAAGGAACCACCGACACAGCCACGCUAUCGAACUCGACCAGCGCAGCCCGAGGAAGAAAGUACAGCACGAUAUGGUUCUAGUGGUUCAUCAUAUAGUAACCGUUAUGGCAGUAAGCCAAAAGAAGAAGAAAAAACAUCCUCUUUCGAUGAUGAAACCAAAUACCCAACAGCACGGUCACGGUAUCUAGCCUUAAAAGAACGACGAAAUCGUCUAGCUAGGAGUAAAAGCAGUCACACUGGUUUUGGUGCGGCUGAUGAUGAUGAACAAGAAGAUCCUGUAUCACCUACGACCGCAUCUCCCUCUGCAUAUCUUGCGGCUCGAUACGGCUCUGGCACAGGAGGCUCAGAGCUGUCUCGAAGCCGAUCAUCACAUGCAUUAAAGUCCAGAGAGAGCUCACCCGAACGCCCAACUACUGGUGGAGAAAAAGAUGGUGCAGCCUUGAGCUCUUGGGCAAGGUAUCUGAAAAGUAAAUAUGGCUCGCGAGGUAAGGAGCGUGAUACAAGCGGAUCUUCUUCGAGUGCCUCACGACGCCUUUCUCUCGGGCUACCUUUGCGCUCAGCAAAUGAGCUUGCCAGUUCUGAUGAUGAUUCAAAAAACGCGGCAGGCUCCCCCAUCUCCCCUACGGCGGCUACAGCAGCGGUAGCAGGUAUCGCAGCAGCCGGUUCCUCCCCUAGGAGCCAGUAUCUGCAAAAACGCCGUUUACAAUUCAGCGUGGGGAGUCGGGGGAGCGAACCAGGUUAUUUUACAUGGCCUCGUGGUAUCGCUGUAGGUCCCGACAACACUAUGGUCGUGGCUGAUUCAUCAAACCAUCGUGUUCAGGUAUUCGACUCUAAUGGAAUCUUCGUGAAGGAAUUUGGACAGUAUGGCAGUGGUCAAGGAGAAUUUGAUUGUUUGGCUGGUGUAGCAGUCAACAGAAUUGGACAAUACAUCAUAGCUGAUAGAUAUAAUCAUCGUAUACAGGUGUUUGAUCCAGCGGGUCGGUUCUUACGUUCGUUUGGCAGCCAGGGAACUGGCGAUGGCAAAUUCAACUACCCUUGGGGAAUAACUACUGAUGCUCUCGGAUUUAUAUACGUAUGUGACAAGGAAAACCACAGAGUACAGGUAUUCCAAUCCGAUGGCACAUUUGUUGGAAAAUUCGGAUCUUUCGGUUCAAAACUUGGACUUCUCGAGCACCCUCACUAUAUUGCCGUAUCGAACACUAAUCGUGUGCUGGUGUCCGACUCGAAUAACCAUAGGAUCCAGGUCUUUGACGUCAACGGGCGGUUCCUCUCCUCAUUUGGGGAAGAAGGAUCCGAGGAUGGGCAAUUCAAAUUCCCAAGGGGAGUUGCGGUUGAUGACCAAGGCUACAUCGUCGUAGCAGACUCUGGAAACAAUCGUAUUCAGAUUUUCCAUCCCGAUGGAGCUUUCCUUCGAGCCUUUGGUUCUUGGGGUUCUGGAGAUGGCGAAUUCAAAGGAUUAGAGGGCAUCGCAGUCAUGUCUAACGGAAACAUAAUAGUAUGCGAUAGAGAAAACCAUAGGGUACAAGUUUUUUGAGAAUACUCAUAAUUUUUUUACUGCCGUUACUAAUGCAACUUUUUGUUAUGUUUUUUCACAAUUUAUUAAUUAAAGGGUAUAUCUCAUAAAUGAACAAUACAUGAGUGAACAAAUUAUUUUAGUUUUCUUAAAAAUAUAAGAUUUUUUUUAUAAAAGUUCUUUUUUAUAUUGGCUUAAGAUUCAUUUUUGGUUUUGGAUUUCUAUUCUGUUGGUUUAUUAGAAAAAUCGAAAAAAUAAGUGUUAAAAAAAAUAUUGAUUAAAAAAAAGUCAAAAGUUACAAUCGAUUUUUUAAUAAUCUCACUUUAUCAUGAUUUAUUUUCUGGAAACAAAACAUUUUUUUUUAAAAAGCCAAUAACUCAUUUGAUUUCCAAUCUUUUCGUUUUUUAAUUAACUACAAUUUUUCAUAUGGAUAAAUAUUAAAUAAAAACUAUCAACAAGAGAAAAGAAAAUUAUUCGUAAUAUAACAUAAUGAACUUAUUUGAAUCGGCAUAACAUAGCUCCUUUGACGAACAAUAAUAAUUUCACUUUCACUCCUUUCACCCUCUCUCUCUCAAGAUUGACUGUUUUCUACUUCCUGAACUCGCUUAUUGUCAGACCCGGAAGAAAGUAUUAUUGUCUAGAUACAGAAAUAUUUGUUUAAAGUUUCUGGUUAUGUGUCUUUUUUUAUUCCAUGUCCAAUUUUUCCAUCGAAGACCUCUUAGUUUUUUAUGUAUUAAUUUUUUUUAUUAUAAAAAUAUUAAAAAUAAUAAAGUACACUUUUCUUCUCUGAAAUUUUAGUCGAAUAAAGACCGGGAAAGGAAUAUCUAACAGUAAAUAUGAACCUCUGUUAAGCAAACAAUCCCAGGGGCUGUUAACUGACCUGAAUUAAAUUUCUUUGAUCCGCAUCAUAGUUUCAAAAUGUAUAAUUUCAUGCAUAAGUUCCACUGCGAAGUAAAACUAAACUACAUUACUUAUUUGGCUACGGAAGCUGUAUUACGCUGCAAGUUGUAUUAAUGAAAGACGUUAUUAAAAAAAAGAUGAUUGUAUUUCUGGAUAAGACUUAUGAGAGACUAACGAUAAUCGAGCUUAGGAUAUUUGACGAUCAUAUGUCGCUGACAACAGAUGUCGCUGUGUGUCGAUGGAGAAAAACAUUAAAAUAAAUAUUAACUUGCUUCUUAGUAAACUUAACUGAUAUUAUUAAGUAACCAAUUACGCCACACAUGUUUAGUGCGCGGUCGCACGGAUAACACGCUAAACGCAAAGGCAAAAAUAUGAACCUGUUGGCGCUUGCGCUUAGGUUACAAAAGAGUCACGCAGUGCAGUUGUAUCCACACUUCAUAUAAAAAAUUGUGAACCUAAUUUUAUAACAUAAUAAGAACGAGAAGUGAGAAACGAGUGCUCUCCUUAAAUAUCGUUAGUUGCUGACCAGUCAUACUGUGGACCAUCUCCAAAAUACCUAUCUAAACUUUGAGUAAUAAUCUAUAACCACUUGAUUAUUGGUCAAGCAAUUCAGUUCGUUGCUUAUUUGAAUAUUACUCCAGUCUUCCAAUAUCAAACUUGUAGCAUACUUGAAGAAAACAGAGCAUACAGUAAAUAUCUAUUUCCUCAAUUAAAACUUAUUGCUUCUAAAAAUAAUAUAUACGACGAAGAAGAAGUGCUUUGUGAGUGUCUUGAAGUUAAAAAAAACUGGUAUGGAUCUCGUACAUUCAUGUCUACAUUAUCAUUGCAUUAGUUUCUUUUGUAAUAUUUGUAUUUUCAAAUUAUAAGUUAAAUCAAUUUAUAUAAUAAGUCACAAAAUAAUGAAAAUAAAUAAGAGAAGAAGAAAUUAUUUAUGUUAAUAUUGUUUUGUUUUAACUAAUUCAUAAUAUAUAAUCUAGUCACUUUAGAUUUAAUGGAAAUCAACGCUGAAAAUUGUGAAUUAAUAUAAAAUAUUCUAGAAAUUUUCAUAUUUUUAAGAGGUACUAUUUACGAUGUUUUAAUGAUUACGUACUAUCUUGAAAUGUUUGGAAUAAGUGAAAACUCUAACACAAUUUUUCAGAAAAAACUGUUUGACACCUUGAAAAAUCUCAAAUAUUAUCUACUCCAAUAUGACAUAAUGUUAAUAAAAUCUACAUUGUACUUUUGAUAAUAUGUGAAUUAUGUACUGUUUGAAAUUUUAAUAAAUGAAUUUUGUUGAA